AUGUCCGGCCACGCUUACCCUACCGUCCCUGCGACCGCGAUUGACUGGGGUGCGCGAGAGAGUAAAGACUCCAUCGACCAGUACACCAUCGAGAUGCCAAGCCAGGCGUAUAGUCCGAGCACACGCACGUCGUCUUACGAGGACGACAAAGAAUUGGGGACCGUGAACGUGCGCGCAGUGCUGCGUACACCGAGUCCGACGCCGAGCGAAGCGCAAAUGCUCGCGCCGAAGACGAAAUUCAUGGACAGCGUGCGGCGCAUCCUGGACUGGCGGCGCUACUUGGACUGGCGGCGGUAUGCGAACCCCCGCGUGAUGGCGACAUUCGCGCAGGUUGUUUGCGCCAACGUGCUCUUCAUCCUUUUCCUGGUGUACCAGAUAAAGAUAAUCAUUUGGCUGCAGCCGUUCGCGAAAUGGAUGGAUGACACACCAGGCGGCUGGUUGAUCCCCAUCGCGAUCAUUUCCGUGUUCUCGUUCCUGCCGCUGUUUGGAUACGAAAUCGUCACGAUUAUGUGCGUAGACCUCUGGGGCGUGCGGAUCGGUUUUGGCCUCAUCGCGGCGGGGACGCUCCUUGGCGAGCUUGCUGCUUUCUAUGCCCCCCAGUCGUUCCGCUACGCACGCGGGAAGCUCUUCGAGGACAAGCAACUGAACUGGGCGCUGUACGCGCAGGUUGUGCGCGAGGGCGGGCUGGUCGUCCCGACCAUCAUUCGAUCGUCGUUUCUUCCCGGACAAAUGCUCACCGCUGUCUUCUCCACGUGUGGGAUGCCGGUAUGGUGCUUCAUGGUCUCCACGACGCUCUCGCUCCCGAAGCAACUCACCAUCGUAUACCUCAGUGCCGCCGUAACCACCGCAGGGAACCCAUUGACGACGGGGAUCGUCAAGAUUGUUGUGCUGAUCGCGAUGCUCACGACGAUGGCCUGUGCGACGCACUACGUGAACAGGAAGGUCGACGAGGUCAAGCGCAGUGUCAUCUACGCACGACGGAAGGCGAGACAAGCGAGUAUGCUCCGCGGGGAAGAGCGGCUACCGAUGGAAGAGGAGCUCGCGCUCCGCUCCACCGCCCCUCAAGACCCGCCCGCACGGACGCGUUCGUUGACUGGCGAGGGCGCUGAGUGCGUCAUCAUCCACAUGCCCGUCCCGCAACGGGUAGCGGUGGCGGCGGUGCGCGUGAAGCGCAAGAGCGCUGUGGGCAUCGUCGAUGUGAACAACGUCGCGGAGCUGCAGCUCGGCGACAGGCGCGAGUUGAGGCCUUGA
Messenger RNA from Trametes versicolor FP-101664 SS1, 1251 nucleotides. RefSeq lists its product as uncharacterized. The record is from RefSeq and is a predicted model, not a curated record. NCBI's taxonomy places the organism in Eukaryota, Fungi, Basidiomycota, Agaricomycetes, Polyporales, Polyporaceae. The coding region runs from base 1 to 1251 and encodes 416 amino acids. The transcript is spliced from 9 exons.